UCCCUAUCAGUUUUGACGGUGUCAUCAUGGUCGCUUACAACGUUCCCACCGCCAACGACGUUCUCGUCCCCGAGACUUUGUUGAAGAAGCAGAAGGCUGAUGCCAAGGCUGCCUCUGACUGCGCUGCCAAGAAGGCCGAGCUCCGCAAGGCUAAACUCGCCAAGAGACGUGACAUCUUCAAGCGUGCUGCCAAGUACCACGCCGAGUACAAGGCUGCCGAGAAGAACGAGAUCCGUCUCCGUCGUCAGGCCAAGGCCAACGGUAACUACUACGUUCCCGCUCAGUCCAAGUUGGUCUUCGUUGUCCGUAUCCGCGGUAUCAACAACAUUGCUCCCAAGCCCCGCAAGGUUCUCCAGUUGUUGCGUCUUUUGCAGAUCAACAACGGUGUCUUCGUCCGCUUGAACAAGGCCACCGCCCAGAUGCUCCAAUUGGUUGAACCCUAUGUUACCUACGGUACUCCCAACUUGAAGACCAUCCGUGAACUCAUCUACAAGCGUGGUUACGCCAAGGUCAACAAGCAGCGUGUUCCCCUUUACGACAACGCCGUCAUUGAACAGGUUCUUGGCAAGUACAACAUCAUCUGUGUUGAAGACUUGAUCCACGAAAUCGCCACCGUUGGUCCUCACUUCAAGGAGGCCAGCAACUUCCUGUGGCCCUUCAAGUUGUCCAACCCCAACAACAUGUGGCGUCCUCGCAAGUUCCGUCACUUCGUUGAAGGUGGUGACUCUGGUGACCGUGAAGAAUUCAUCAACCAGUUGGUUCAGUCCAUGAACUAAGUUUCUUUCUCCCCUGCAGUCAUGCAAUAAAAAACCUUGACGUUUGUUAAAUGCA
Molecule: messenger RNA, 831 nt
Organism: Radiomyces spectabilis
Lineage: Eukaryota; Fungi; Mucoromycota; Mucoromycetes; Mucorales; Radiomycetaceae
Product: ribosomal protein L30, ferredoxin-like fold domain-containing protein
Exons: 3
Coding region: 27-776 (249 amino acids)
Biological process (GO): maturation of LSU-rRNA from tricistronic rRNA transcript (SSU-rRNA, 5.8S rRNA, LSU-rRNA)
Cellular component (GO): cytosolic large ribosomal subunit
Molecular function (GO): RNA binding; structural constituent of ribosome
Source: RefSeq, a predicted model, not a curated record